AUGGAUCUAUGCCUGGAGGCGCCGCGGAUUUGCCGGGGCUGGCGGCUUUUCUUGGUCCUCUUGCUUCUCACCCUCCUCUUUCGGGACCACCUGAGCUCCAUGCUGGACUGCCCGCCGACGUGCAGCUGCUCGCCCACCGAGAUCUAUUGCAAUAAGUCGGACAGCGGGCGCUUCUUCCCGCUGUUGGCGGUGCAGGAUGGAGCCAACGGCAGCGGAGCCGUGGACAUAGCUGACUUGUUCAAAAACAUCACGUCCAUACACAUUGAGAACUGGACGGGAUUGCAGACUUUACGGGAUGUGGACAUGGAACUCUACACUGGGCUGCAGAGACUCACCAUCAUGAAUUGCAACCUGAAGGUGAUCCAGCCCCGAGCCUUUGCUCAGAAUCCACACCUACGCUAUAUAAACCUGUCAAAGAAUCCUCUCAGCACUCUGUCCUGGCAGCUCUUCAAGCACCUUCAACUUACCGAGCUGCGACUGGACGGCGUGGUGUUCGACUGCGGCUGCAAUAUCCGCUGGAUCCAGCUGUGGCAGGAGCGAGGCGAGGCCAACCUUCACACGCAACAGCUCUCCUGCAGGAGCGGCGCUUCCAAAAUGAAGCUGCACCACAUGUACAUACAAAACUGCGACUUGCCAGAGAUCAGUGUGAGUCACAGCAGCGUGUUAGUGAUGGAAGGCGACAAUGUGACAGUGAGCUGUAAUGGAUCCGGAUCACCCCUGCCUGAAGUGGACUGGACUGUCAACGGCCUCAACUCCAUCAACACACACCAGUCCAAUGUUUACUGGCCCGACAUCCACUCCAUCAACCUGACGCUGUUCAACAUCAGCCGCGACGACAACAACUUCCAGCUGACGUGCAUCGCUGAGAACGUGGUGGGCAUGACCAACUCGUCUAUUCAGCUCAACGUGCAGUUUCCCCCGGUCAUCCUCCGCCUGGCCGAGCCCGAGCAGCGCCACGACACCUGCAUCGAGUUCACGGUGCGAGGUUACCCCCACCCGAAGCUGCGUUGGUUCCACAAGAACAAGGAGAUCCUGCACAACCAGUACAUCCGUACGGAGAUGGACUUCUACCAGGACUACCUAGAGGGCUGCCUGACCUUCCAGAACCCGACGCACAUCAACAACGGCAACUACACCCUGGAGGCUAGCAACUCGCUCGGGACGGUCACCAAGACGGUCUACGGGCAUUUCCUCAUGGCGCCCGGCAUUGAUGACGAAGUCCCCUCGGCGCCCACAGAUUCGGAUUCGGGCCGCCCGGACGAGGACACAUUUGGGGUCUCUAUCGCGGUGGGCCUGGCGGGCUUUGCCUGCGUCCUCCUCCUCGUCCUUUUCGUGCUCAUCAACAAAUACGGACGACGUUCCAAGUUCGGCAUGAAAGGUCCGGUGGCUGUGAUCAGCGGCGAGGAAGACUCAGCCAGCCCUCUUCAUCACGUCAACCACGGAAUUAUAACGCCGUGCACGCUUGACGCGGGACCGGACGCCGUCGUCAUCGGGAUGACUCGUAUCCCCGUGGUAGAAAACCCGCAGUACUUCCGACACGGACACAACUGCAACAAGCCCGCCACCCUGGUGCAGCAUAUUAAACGCAGAGACAUCAUCCUGAAGCGGGAGCUCGGCGAGGGAGCCUUCGGAAAAGUCUUCCUGGCCGAGUGUUACAACCUAAGUCCCACCAAGGACAAGAUGCUGGUGGCUGUCAAGACGCUGAAGGAUCCUAACCUGUCGGCGAGGAAGGACUUCCAGAGGGAGGCUGAGCUGCUAACCAACCUGCAGCACGACCACAUCGUCAAGUUCUAUGGCGUGUGCGUGGAUGGUGACCCCCUCAUCAUGGUCUUUGAGUACAUGAAGCACGGAGACCUCAACAAGUUCCUCAGAGCUCACGGCCCCGACGCCAUGAUCCUGGUGGACGGCCAGCCGCUACAGUCCAACGGCGAGCUAGGCCUCUCCCAGAUGCUGCACAUCGCCUCCCAAAUCGCGGCGGGCAUGGUCUACCUGGCCUCGCAGCACUUUGUCCACCGAGACCUGGCCACCCGCAACUGCCUGGUGGGCAACGGCUUGCUCGUCAAGAUCGGCGACUUCGGCAUGUCGAGGGACAUCUACAGCAGUGACUACUACAGGGUCGGAGGACACACCAUGCUACCCAUCCGCUGGAUGCCUCCCGAGAGCAUCAUGUACAGGAAGUUCUCCACAGAGAGCGACGUGUGGAGCUUUGGUGUUAUUUUGUGGGAGAUCUUCACAUACGGCAAGCAGCCUUGGUUUCAGCUAGGUAACAACGAGGUCAUCGACUGCAUCACGCAGGGUCGCGUGCUGGACCGACCCCGCGUUUGCCCCAAGGAGGUGUACGAUAUCAUGCUAGGCUGCUGGCAGCGUGAGCCGCAACAGCGGCUCAACAUCAAGGACAUCCAGAAGGUCCUGUUCGCCAUGGGGAAGGCCACGCCCGUCUACCUUGACAUCCUGGGCUAGAGACUCAUCCAGUACGGGAAUAGCCAAACCGAUCACCCCCCCCCCCCCUCCCGCCUGCGUCACU
Messenger RNA from Syngnathus typhle (broad-nosed pipefish), 2524 nucleotides. RefSeq names its product neurotrophic tyrosine kinase, receptor, type 3b (gene ntrk3b). Gene Ontology annotation, biological process: protein phosphorylation; regulation of phosphatidylinositol 3-kinase/protein kinase B signal transduction; multicellular organism development. Gene Ontology annotation, cellular component: plasma membrane; signaling receptor complex; axon. The transcript has 16 exons. The coding region runs from base 1 to 2460 and encodes 819 amino acids. Gene Ontology annotation, molecular function: transmembrane receptor protein tyrosine kinase activity; neurotrophin receptor activity; ATP binding. The record is from RefSeq and is a predicted model, not a curated record. Lineage: Eukaryota; Metazoa; Chordata; Actinopteri; Syngnathiformes; Syngnathidae.